AUGCUCCGCCUUCAGCUCUCCGCGCCGCCUGGCGCGGCACGGCGCGCCUUCGCCGCCCUGCCACGGUUGGCGGCGGCUCGUCCUCUCGCUCGCCCGCUCGCGCCGGCCUUUGGCCGCGCGGCGAGAGCCCUCUCGGCCAAGCCGGUGGACAUUGACCCCUCCCUGCUCGGCGACACGUCCCUCUCCGGCGCGGCUGGCGACGGCGUGCCGGUGGCGGCGCUCGAGGGUGUUGGCCCAGACAGCGACGGCGGCUGCAUGCUCUUCUCGUCUGGCAUGUCGGCCAUCACCGCUUCGUUGAUGGCUGUGCUCAAGGCGAGGCACGCCAAGCCAUGGGUGAUGUGCGACUCCACCUUCGCCACCCCCUUCCACCAGCGCUGCCUCGAGGUGCCGGGCGUGGACGUUGCGAUCCACUCCGCCACCAAGUACAUCGGAGGCCAUUCGGACAUCCUCGCCGGCGCCGCCACCGCCGAGUCUGGCGAGCUCCUGCACGGCGCCGCCACCACCGAGUCUGGCGAGUUCCUGCACGCUCUUGCAAAGGUCUUCUACCCCGGCCUGCCCUCCCACCCGGACCAUGAGCUCGCCAAGCGCGUCUUCAGCUCGGGCGCGGAGUUUGCCGCUGCUCCGCCCAAUGGCAUGCUCGCCUUCAUCAUCGCGGGCGACGACGAGACGGCGCUGCGGCGGGGCCGGCGCCUCUGCGAGCGGCUCGAGGUGAUCACGCUCGCCGUCUCGCUCGGCGGCACGGAGUCGCUCAUCGAGCACCCCCCCGCCUCCGACGCUCGCGAGGCCCCUGGCGGGCUGCGCGACGGCCUCGUUCGCCUCUCGGCGCUCACCGGGUGCGACGACGGGCAGUGA
Emiliania huxleyi CCMP1516 is the source of this 852-nucleotide messenger RNA. RefSeq lists its product as hypothetical. Lineage: Eukaryota; Haptophyta; Isochrysidales; Noelaerhabdaceae. Bases 1 to 852 code for a protein of 283 amino acids. Gene Ontology annotation, molecular function: pyridoxal phosphate binding; cystathionine gamma-lyase activity. Gene Ontology annotation, biological process: transsulfuration. Gene Ontology annotation, cellular component: cytoplasm. The transcript has 10 exons. The record is from RefSeq and is a predicted model, not a curated record.